Aspergillus saccharolyticus JOP 1030-1 is the source of this 416-nucleotide messenger RNA. RefSeq lists its product as uncharacterized. Gene Ontology annotation, biological process: proteolysis. Gene Ontology annotation, molecular function: tripeptidyl-peptidase activity; serine-type endopeptidase activity. The record is from RefSeq and is a predicted model, not a curated record. Lineage: Eukaryota; Fungi; Ascomycota; Eurotiomycetes; Eurotiales; Aspergillaceae. Bases 120 to 416 code for a protein of 98 amino acids. The transcript has 3 exons.
CCACAACCCCCUCUACCCCUACUACAAGGGCGGCGCCAACAUAGGUAAAGAACGGUGGCCUCUACAACCGCCUCGGACGCGGAUACCCCGACGUCGCCGCGAACGGCGAUAAUAUCGCCAUGUACAAGGCCGGCCAGUAUAUCCUCGAGGGCGGCACGAGUGCGAGUAGGUACCCCGAUAUCGCCUCGGUGAUCAACCGUAUCAUCGAGAAACGCAUCGCUGCUGGAAAGGGGGCGGUGGGUUUCUUGAACCCCGUGCUUUACAGGCAUGCCGAUGUGUUGAAUGAUAUUACUAAUAAGACCAAUCCUGGCUGUGGGACUGAUGGGUUUGCCACGGCUGCUGGAUGGGAUCCGGUAACGGGCCUGGGCACGCCGAAUUUCCCGAAAUUGUUGAAUUUGUUUUUGAGUUUGCCCUGA